Exophiala aquamarina CBS 119918 is the source of this 1710-nucleotide messenger RNA. RefSeq names its product arylsulfatase. Lineage: Eukaryota; Fungi; Ascomycota; Eurotiomycetes; Chaetothyriales; Herpotrichiellaceae. The transcript has a single exon. The coding region runs from base 1 to 1710 and encodes 569 amino acids. Gene Ontology annotation, molecular function: arylsulfatase activity. The record is from RefSeq and is a predicted model, not a curated record.
AUGGCCUCAGCGAAGAGGCCAAAUUUCCUCGUCAUCGUCGCAGAUGACCUUGGGUUCAGUGAUACCUCGCCCUUCGGGGGGGAGAUAGAAACACCCAAUUUGAUGAAGAUGGCCAUGGAAGGCUUGCGGUUCACGGAUUUCCACACUGCUGCGUCAUGUUCGCCGACUAGAGCCAUGUUGCUUUCAGGCACUGAUUCCCACAUUGCUGGUCUCGGAGCCAUGGCUGAGCGAAUGAGAAAAUUUCCUCACGUCUUUGAAGAUAGACCUGGGUACGAGGGUUACCUGAAUUUCAAAGUUGCUGCGAUGCCAGAAAUCCUUCAGGACAAUGGCUAUCACACCGUAAUGUCCGGCAAAUGGCAUUUGGGUAUGACCAAAGAUGUUGCGCCCUGUUCUCGGGGCUUCACCAAGGUUCUUUCCACGCUUCCUGGCGCCGGCAACCACUUCAAUCAUGAGCCUCAGCUCUAUGAUACCAAGGAGACGCCCCGUGCUCUACUGAAAGGCAAUGGGAUCUGGAUGGAGCAGGAUAAUUUUAUUGACGGAGGGAGCGACCUCCCCAAGGACUUCUAUUCGUCCAACACGUUUACUGAUUACUUUUUGAAAUACAUGAGUGAACGUACAGGAGACGAGAAAGAAAAACCAUUCUUUGGUUAUCUCGCCUUCACCGCUCCUCACUGGCCGCUACAAGCUCCACCGGAGACCGUGAGAAAAUAUAAAGGGUGGUAUGAUGACGGACCUUUCGAGUUACGUGGCCGGCGACUCAAAUCACUCAUCGAAAAAGGGAUUGUUCCAAGCGAUGUCGUGCCGGCGCCGCUCCACACGUUGGGAACAACGCCGUGGGCUGAACUUCCAAAGGAUGACCAGGUCAAGUCAUGUCGCGCGAUGGAAAUUUUUGCUGCCAUGGUUGACCUAAUCGACGUCAAUGUUGGGCGAGUCAUCGAAUACCUGAAAUCUACAGACGAGCUGGACAACACAUUCAUUGUAUUCAUGUCUGACAACGGAGCUGAGGGACAACUGCUGGAAGCCAUUCCCAUUCUCGCAGGUGCAACACUAGCGGACGUUAUCAAGAAGUACUAUGAUAAUUCGUUAGAAAAUAUGGGGAACCACAAUUCUUUUGUCUGGUACGGGCCUCAGUGGGCAAGCGCUGCAACCGCACCAUGCCGGGCCGCAAAGUCCUACACCACGGAGGGUGGUAUCAGGUGCCCAUGUAUCGUUAGGUUCCCGCGGGGCAUGCCUUCCCAGCGGGAGGGAAGCAUCGACAAUACGUUCACGACAGUCAUGGAUAUCUUACCAACCUUCCUCGAGUUUGCAGGGAUCGAACAUCCUGCUCCAACAUUUCGUGGCCGCGAAGUCGCUUCUCUUCGCGGUAAGAGUUGGAGGCCACUGUUGUCGGCCUCGAAGUCCAACACCGUUUCUGUAUACGACGGUGAGCAGGACGUUGUCGGGUGGGAGCAGCUUGGUAUAGCAGCAGUCCGCCUCGGGGCAUGGAAAGCCGUUUUUUUGCCUCCGCCGCGUGGGCAAGGAAAGUGGGAGCUAUAUGAUCUGAGCAAGGAUCUUGGUGAGAUUGAUGAUCUGGCAGCAAAAGAGCCCGAAAAGCUAGUAGAGAUGAUUGCACAUUACGAGACCUAUUUUCAGGAAACUGGUAUGUUCGAUGCAUAUGAAAUGUACCAGAGUGAGUUGAAAAAGGUCCAUCUAGCAGGAAAGGCUUGGUAG